AGAACUCUCUAGGUUUCCACCGAAGCUUCUGUUUCCCACGCCUUCUCUCUGUCUGUGUCUCGACGCGCUAUUCAACAUUGGAUUUUACGCUUUACUCUUCGAAAAAUUCCUCAUCGAUUCUCGCGUCCGCUUCUAAUUUCCAUGUCGAAGAUGAGCCGACAUCCAUCUACAAAAUGGGCACAAAGUUCUGACACAAUUUAUAUUACAAUUGAACUGCCGGAUGCAAAGGAUGUUAAGCUCACAUUGCAGCCAGAAGGUCGUUUCUACUUCUCUGCAACUAGUGGAGCAGAGAACAUUCCGUAUGAGCUUGAUUUCGAGUUGUUCGACAAGGUUAAUGUCGAUGAGAGUAAAACAGCUGUUGGCUUGAGGACCAUAUACUACCUCAUCAAGAAAGCUGAUAAGAAAUGGUGGAGCAGGCUGUUAAAGCAGGGAGGGAAGCCUCCUGUCUAUUUGAAAGUCGAUUGGGACAAGUGGAUUGAUGAGGAAGAUGAGAAGGAAAAUAAAUCCGAGGGCAUGAAUUUUGAUGGCAUGGACUUCUCGAACUUGAAUAUGGGUGGGGUUGACGAUGAGCUUGAUGGUGAUGAAGAUGAUGAUGAUGAGUUCGCACAUCCUGCCGACGAGGAUGGGGAGGAUGAUGUUGAUGAUGCCGAGGAAGCCAAGCCAAAUGGAGAACAAACUGCAGCUACCAGUGAACCUGAAAGCAAAGCAUGACUAACAUAUCUAGCAGCCUUGUGAUUUUAUUUAGACCUCUUCGCUUAUCGUCUUCGUUUCUAAGUAUGUCUUUCGCUAAACUCCUGCGGUCGAGGAUAAUCAUGUCUUUCGCUAAACUCAUGUAGUUGAGGAUGUGCAAAUGUGGUAUCUUGAAUUGA
Molecule: messenger RNA, 869 nt
Organism: Zingiber officinale
Lineage: Eukaryota; Viridiplantae; Streptophyta; Magnoliopsida; Zingiberales; Zingiberaceae
Product: co-chaperone protein p23-1-like
Exons: 6
Coding region: 142-711 (189 amino acids)
Biological process (GO): chaperone-mediated protein complex assembly; protein folding
Cellular component (GO): cytosol; nucleus
Molecular function (GO): protein-folding chaperone binding; Hsp90 protein binding
Source: RefSeq, a predicted model, not a curated record